ACCCCCGCACUCACCUGCUCGAGCUUCACACUCCCUCGCGCAGAUCCAGACGCAGACUUCUCUCUCCUUACGUCUGCUUUCGGAAAGGAAAACGCGCUUUUUUUAAAAGGGAUAAUGCGGACUUUUUACCCCCUUUGAAAGGCUGAACGUGGCUGUGAGAGCUCUCUGUCAACAGUAAAAGGUUAGCGGAGGAAGUUGGGCAAUAAAGACGCAGAGGGAAAUUAACCGUAUCGUGUGUGUGUGUGUGUGAGGGAGAGAGACACGAUGAGCGAGAGACGUUAACAAACAAUGAGCGACACUCUUCCUCCGUCCAGAAUGGAUCAGCACUCGUCAAAGGAGAUUAUGCUAUGGUUUAAGAUUCCUUAUCAGCGAUCUUUGGGAUCUUAACGGAUCUAUGUAAUCUCACCAUCUUCCAUCACCAUCUGUUUUGAUGAUAUCUUAGGAGGAUAACCGUAGAAGAGUGUUCAAAACAGAGGAACUUGACUCUUUUUGUUUGUUUUAAUUAAUUUAAUCUGACACACAGACGUAGGUGGAAGUUCUCCCUGCUGCACAGACAUAAACAACACCUGACAAGAGGAAGAAGUAAACACUAUUCUAGUGAGAAUUUAUCAUGUAGACAAGCUGGACAGAGAGACUGACAGCCAGAAAAAGAAAAGUGACAAGUCGACAGAUGCCGUCUUCCCUCACACUCACACAGGUCACAAUGCCAGACGAGUCACAUGGCUUUCAGGAAAAGGGGAGGCCUGGAGGAGAAGCAUCACAGGUGUCUAUAAUGCCGGACAUUAUAGUUCCCUCGAGUGAUGACCUCGAAGUCCUCGAGCUUGAAGACUUCACACAAACAACAGAACAAUCUGCAGAAAGCAGUAAUGUUAACAUUUUGCCAUCAGGACUCAGUGAAUCCCAGGUUUCCGUAGAGGUGGGUGUGGCAAAAACAGCGCAGGCCGCUGAACCUCUCAAGGCCAAUUCUUUGUUGAGGGGAACAGGUGUGACCCCGCAGGCUACGGAUGGUCACGAUGCCCUGGUCAACUCAUCUUCUGAUGAGCUGCAAAUCGACAGAAGUACCUCUUCGCAAACCAACAAGUGCAGUCUGUUAUCUGAGCUUGAUGCACGCUCCUUUGAAAAGACGAACCACAUCUCUCCGCUCAAUUUCUCCGAACCCAGUUUAGACUCUUCUCAUUCCAACCACAACACCAGAAAUAAUUCAGACGACGACACAGAUUCCAAAACAGACCUGAUUGUCAAUCGUAAAGCGGAAAACUCACUCAGUGGCAGCUCGCCCGAACUCCCUGGCGUCUCAUCCUACCAAACAAGGGGCAGCACCAAUGUCAGGAGGGACGAGGGGGACGGAGACGAGGACAGGCGAAGCACCCAUUCCAGACAGAGUGUGAAAGAGGGGAUGUGUUGCUGCUAUCAGGCGUUCCACAGGGCUUUCCUGCAGUGCGUGGAGGAGACUCCGGCCAUGGUGUCUGGGCUGGUGCUGUCUUUGGCCUUCUGCGUGGCUCUCAUCGUCCUCAUCCCCGCCACAGGAAGGAACAUCAUCGUCCACGUAGGUGCUCUGUCGGUGUUGUGCGUGGUUCUCUGUCUGAGUGCCAUCCUGCUCGUCUGCCUGCCCUGGCUGGCCACGGUGAGGCGCUGUGGAGGAGCCCUGGCCCUCUUCGUCUGGGGGACGCUGUACGUCACUGCCAUAGUCUUCAUCUUCACUGGAGGACCUGUCACUACAUGGGAACAGGUAGCGUUUUUCCUCUUCCUCUCUCUGAGCGUGUACACAGUGCUGCCUCUCUCUAUGGCAUGGGCCCUCAUGUUCGGGAUAGGGACCAGUCUUUCGCACAUCAUCAUCAUCAGCGUCUAUGUCCCCGUCACAAGCCCAGAUACACCCCACCUUGCUGUGCAGCUGGUGGCGAAUGCACUGCUGUUUGUGUGUGUGAACUGCAUUGGGAUUUUCCAUCUGUGGAUGACGGCGCAGGAUCUCAGGAUAUCCUCUCAGAAGAGAGAACAGUUCAGCGCCAUACGCUCCCAGAAGGAAAUAAAAAAAUAUCAGCAGGAGCAGCUCCUCCUGUCGGUGUUGCCCCGGUACAUCGCCAUGGAGCUGAAAACAGAGGUGAUAAAGAGGCUUACCAAGCCCAAGAGCGAUGAGAAGAAAGAGUCCAGCUUUCUUCAGCCUCAACGUAGGCCUGACUUUCACAGCCUCUACGUACGGCAGCACAAAGACGUCAGCAUCCUGUAUGCAGACAUUGUAGGCUUCACAAAGCUGGCGAGUAACUGUACGCCAGAAGAGCUGGUCGCCGUGCUCAACAAGCUCUUUGGCCGAUUCGAUGACAUCGCCAAGAAAAAUGACUGUCUUCGCAUUAAGAUCUUAGGGGACUGCUACUACUGUGUAUCUGGUCUACCUGAUCCUAUUCCCACCCACGCCAAGAACUGUGUUAAGAUGGGGCUGGACAUGUGCACGGCCAUCAGCAAACUGCAAGAGGCGACGGGGGUUGAGGUUAGCAUGCGGGUGGGUGUCCACACUGGCAACGUGCUCUGUGGUGUGAUUGGCUUGCAGAAGUGGCAGUACGACGUGUGGUCAGAUGACGUUACGUUAGCCAACCACAUGGAGUCUGGAGGUGUUCCUGGGCGAGUCCACAUCACAGAGGAGACACUGCAGCACCUGAAUGGAGCGUAUCAAGUGGAGGAUGCGGACGGGGGGAGUCGGGAUUCUCUUCUUACAGGAAGAAAAACCUACCUGGUGAUUGACCCCCAGCCGCACAGCAUUUCCAGGAGACCUAAAAUGGGAAACACUCUUGCAGCAGGAGAGAACAGGCAGCGGGCAUCGGUCCGGAUGUCUCAGUACCUUCGGUCCUGGCAGACUAUCCACCCCUUUGCAGACCUAAGCAACCCUGAAGCCAAGCCAUCCAAGAAGCAUGUCAUCCCCACCAAUAAUGUCACAAACCAAUCACAGCUGUCUGCAGAAAGGCCACCUUUCCAGAACAACCCCGUCUGUUUGGUUGUGGAUAAUCGUGUUAGAGGAUCGCUGGACACGAUUGACACUGCAGUGAAGAAAACAAAGAAGCUCAACUGUGUGACUCUGCUGUUCAACAACCUGAGCCUGGAGAGACAGUUCCGCACGUCAGAGGUGAAGGAUUUACACCACUCAAUAAGCUGCGUAGCUUUGAUCUUCGUUACUGUUUUUGCUGUCCAGAUGCUUGUCUCCAAGAAAAAUUUUGUGAUGGCCGUGUCCUACGGUGCCUCCUUCCCUGUGCUGGUGCUGCUUCUCUCCGUCGCUUUCACUGGAUACUUGGAGAAGUGGCGUUCCAAGAUACCGCCGGGUGUUCAGUGGAUCUCAGGACUGUCCCACGGCGUCUCCAUCAGGGUGGUGCUGCGACUGUUUGUGAUCACCAUCUGUGUGCUCAUCACCCUGCUUAUGGCCAUCCUCAACUUUUGCUUCCUCCCAGGAGACGACUGUAUGUCGGCUACCAACAGUACGACGCUGGAGGAUCUUAACCUCUUCACUGUGCCUUACUACCUGUACUGCUGCCUGCUUGCCAUGCUUGGAGUGAUCGUGUUCGUCAGGACGUGCAUGUCUGUGAAGGCCCUGCUGCUCACGCUGGCUGUGGUGGUUUACCUGGCCCUCUUCCUCCAUGUUUACGCCCCGAGGUCCUACUGCCUCGUCACACUGCUUUACAACGGCACCAACGGCACCCAGCCUGGAGUGCUGAAGGACCCUCAAAUCAUGUCCGGGGUUUGGCUGGUCAUCUUCUACAUUGUAUGCCUCAUACUGGCCAGACAGGACGAGCUGGGUUGCCGUGUAGACUUUCUGCUGGAGCAUUAUUUCCAGACGGAGAGAGAGGAGAUGGAGACCAUGGAGAACAUUAACAGGCUCCUCCUUCAGAACGUGCUGCCUCUCAAUGUCGCCUCCUUCUUCGUGGGCAAAACUAUUCAAAACCAGGACCUGUAUAGUCAGUCAUAUGACUGCGUGUGUGUGAUGUUCGCCUCGGUGCCUCAGUUCAAAGAGUUUUACAGUGAGAGCAGCGCCAACAGGGACGGUCUGGAGUGUUUGCGCUUCCUCAACGAGAUCAUAUCAGACUUUGAUGAGCUCCUCUCUAAGCCCAAAUUCUGUUCAGUGGAGAAGAUAAAGACUAUUGGCAGCACGUACAUGGCUGCUGCAGGCCUGACAAACACGCCUGUAGAGGACGAAACAAAGAAAGUGGAGAUGUCCUACAGUCACGUGCGCUCCAUGGUGGAGUUUGCCAUCGCUCUGAUGGCCAAACUGGAGCUCAUUAACACACACUCUUUUAACAGCUUCAAACUCAGGAUCGGAAUAAACCACGGUCCCGUGAUCGCAGGAGUGAUUGGAGCUCAUAAGCCUCAGUAUGACAUCUGGGGCAACACUGUUAAUGUGGCCAGCAGGAUGGACAGCACAGGAUUGUUGGACAAGAUUCAGGUGACGGAGGAGACAUCUCAGAUGGUCGAGAGUGUGGGGUACACCGUCACUCUCAGAGGAGUCAUCGACGUGAAGGGCAAAGGGAAACUCACCACCUACUUCGUUAACACGGACCAACUGUCUCCUCAGUUCUGACUUCCGCAGUCAAAUGAUGGGUCCAACUCGUUAGCUGCAAAUUCUUGUUAGCGUUUGUUUGAACGAACCUGACAUACCAGAUCUUUUGAACUGUUGCAACUAACCUGACAUGAGUCAUUCUGGUUGCCCAUAGGGAUACACACAGGACUGUAAAGUAGUACAAUAUGUAUACUCAAGCCUGUCAAUAUCACGAACGUCUGCACUGACUCAAUGCUGAAACAGAGGUGUAGAACCUGUGAAAUCAUCAACAUCCUUCGAAGGACCUUUGUCUUUGGGAUGAGACACUAAAUAAAAUCCUGACUGGUUAAAUGAAGACUACAACUACUCACGGACCAUUUAAUGGCAAACCACGUUGCUCUCUGUAUCUGGGUUGUCCUGUGAAACUAUAUGAGGCGGGUCAAGUCCCCAUCACAAAAACUUUGUAUUGCACUGUAACAACACUGUAUUGUUCUGAAAACAUAAUGAAUGAAUUGUGCUUUUAUUUUAUUUGUACACUUAACAACUUUAAUUUGACGGACACCAGCCAUGCGUCUAGUCCUGCCUCUGAUUGCCUAACCCUAACUAACAGAGACAAAGGGUACUAACCAAGCAGAAGCAGAGUUCUCGUAACUCUGGCAGGAAAAGAAAUAAUGUGCGCUGUCCACUCAUAAAACAGUGUUCAUGUAUGAUUAAUACUGUAGGUAUCCAUCUCAGAUGUACCAAAGAUUACUGUUGUUUUAUGAAGGAUACUGUAGCUUAUGUCUCAAAUAAGCAUUUUUCCAGCUCUAAAUGUUUUGUAUCAAGAGUAUGUUUGUACAGAACAUGCUGUGUCUUGAAAUGUAGGGGAAAUGUUGUGUACUUUAAAUAGUUCUGUGACAAUGAUUGGUCUUUUCCACUGGUUCCCAACCUCCAGUGGGUGACAAGUGAAAUCUGAGAGGUCACGAGAUGAUUAACAGAAUAGGAAAGAGGAAAAAAACAGAAAAUAUAUAUACUGUAUAAAAUUUUUCUCUAAGCUAUGCUUUAAUUGUGAAAUCCCAGUUAGUUAUACAUAUUAAACCCACUGAAAACAACCUAGGAAGGGAAACUAGUUCAAGGUUCUCACACCCAAUGAACUUGUUGACAUUGACUUAUUUAAGGGGUCACAAUCCCAAAACGUAUGGCUUAGCAAUAGAGCCGGAGAGAUUUACUGCAGCCAUGUACAUUUAAAAUAAUGUUUUCCCUACCCAUUACUGCCCCAAAACUGUCACUUAAUGCUGUAACACGUCUGCACCCAGGCAUAAUGAUGUGUUGUGCCCUACAGUCUAUGGUUGUGCCAUGAAAAGUCAAAUAACCUAACGCACACAUUUGACAUUGCACUUUCUAAUGUGUUGGAUUUUUUAAAGGGAGUUCUGCAUUACACAAUCUCUGUUUCUUUUAAGUAUAUAUUUCUGUGAGGGAUGAAGUGAAGUGUGAAUGGAAAACAAGACCUUGAGUAUGUUUAGAACAGGGAAAUAUUUUUCUACUCUAUUUAUAAAGUAAUUAAAAGAAAAUACAACCA
Micropterus salmoides (largemouth bass) is the source of this 6071-nucleotide messenger RNA. Its product is annotated as adenylate cyclase type 2-like. The transcript has 26 exons. Bases 671 to 4555 code for a protein of 1294 amino acids. Lineage: Eukaryota; Metazoa; Chordata; Actinopteri; Centrarchiformes; Centrarchidae. Gene Ontology annotation, biological process: cAMP biosynthetic process; adenylate cyclase-inhibiting G protein-coupled receptor signaling pathway; adenylate cyclase-activating G protein-coupled receptor signaling pathway. The record is from RefSeq and is a predicted model, not a curated record. Gene Ontology annotation, molecular function: adenylate cyclase activity. Gene Ontology annotation, cellular component: plasma membrane.